CGCGGGGCGCGCAGGCAGCGGCCGGGCUACUCGGGGCGCGCCUUUCGCCUUCCCGCGGCCGCCGGCCCGCAGACGGGGCGCGAGACAAGCCCGGAGCGCGCAGCGCCGACCCGAGCUCCGGGACGGGCGGUCCCCGGCGGGCAGCGCGCGCAGGGAGGGGCCGCAGCAUCCUAGCUCCUGGGCCCCGGGGCCGGGGGACGAGGCCGGGGCGCCGGGCCCGCCGACGAGCUGCUGCGGAGGGCGAAGGCAGGAGAGGAAGAGAGGAUGUCAGAGAGAACGUGACCUGCGCCCACCCUCAUCCACCCUCCGAGUGGCUCCACCAUGCAGAAACCCAGUGGCCUGAAGCCCCCUGGCCGCGGGGGGAAGCAUUCCAGCCCCAUGGGUAGGACAUCUUCUGGGUCAGCCUCGGCCUCUGCAGCGGCGGCAGCAGCCACUGGCUCCAAGGAAGGCUCCCCACUGCACAAGCAGGCCUCGAGCUCACCGUCCUCCACCGCAGCCCCGGAGAAGCCCAGCUCGAAAGCGGCCGAAGUGGGUGACGACUUCCUGGGGGACCUGGUGGUGGGCGAGCGCGUGUGGGUGAAYGGUGUGAAGCCCGGCGUCGUGCAGUACCUGGGCGAGACGCAGUUCGCGCCGGGCCAGUGGGCGGGCGUGGUGCUGGACGACCCCGUGGGCAAGAACGACGGCGCCGUGGGCGGCGUGCGCUACUUCGAGUGCCCGGCGCUGCAGGGCAUCUUCACSCGGCCCUCCAAGCUGACCCGGCAGCCCACGGCCGAGGGCUCGGGCAGCGAUGCCCACUCGGUGGAGUCGCUCACUGCGCAGAAUCUGUCGCUGCAUUCUGGCACGGCCACGCCCCCGCUGACCAGCCGCGUCAUCCCGCUGCGGGAGAGCGUCCUCAACAGCUCUGUCAAGACAGGCAACGAGUCGGGCUCCAACCUCUCGGACAGCGGCUCUGUGAAGCGGGGCGACAAGGACCUACGCCUGGGAGACCGCGUGCUGGUUGGUGGGACAAAGACUGGCGUGGUGCGGUAUGUGGGGGAGACAGACUUUGCCAAGGGCGAGUGGUGUGGCGUGGAACUGGACGAGCCCCUUGGGAAGAAUGACGGGGCGGUGGCAGGCACCAGGUACUUCCAGUGCCCACCCAAGUUUGGUCUCUUCGCGCCCAUCCACAAGGUCCUCCGCAUCGGCUUCCCGUCCACCAGCCCGGCCAAGGCCAAGAAGACCAAGCGCAUGGCCAUGGGCGUCUCCGCGCUGACCCACAGCCCCAGCAGCUCUUCCAUCAGCUCCGUCAGCUCCGUGGCCUCCUCUGUCGGGGGCCGACCCAGCCGCAGUGGCCUGCUCACGGAGACCUCCUCGCGCUACGCCCGCAAGAUCUCGGGCACCACGGCGCUGCAGGAGGCGCUGAAGGAGAAGCAGCAGCACAUCGAGCAGUUGCUGGCCGAGCGGGACCUGGAGCGGGCUGAGGUGGCCAAGGCUACCAGCCACAUCUGCGAGGUGGAGAAGGAGAUCGCCCUGCUCAAGGCACAGCACGAGCAGUAUGUUGCAGAGGCAGAGGAGAAGCUGCAGCGGGCACGGCUGCUGGUGGAGAGCGUGCGGAAGGAGAAGGUGGACCUGUCCAACCAGCUGGAGGAGGAGCGGAGGAAGGUGGAGGACCUGCAGUUCCGGGUGGAGGAGGAGUCCAUCACCAAGGGGGACUUGGAGACCCAGACGCAGCUGGAGCACGCGCGCAUUGGGGAGCUGGAGCAGAGCCUGCUACUGGAGAAGGCGCAGGCAGAGCGGCUGCUCCGAGAGUUAGCGGACAACCGGCUGACCACGGUGGCCGAGAAGUCCCGGGUGCUGCAGCUGGAGGAGGAGCUGACCCUCCGAUGCGGCGAGAUCCAGGAGCUCCAGCAGUGCCUCCUGCACUCGGGGCCCCCACCCCCUGACCACCCCGAGGCGGCUGAGACUCUGCGCCUGCGGGARCGGCUGCUGUCAGCCAGCAAGGAGCGCCAGCGGGAGAGUGGCCUGCUGCGCGACAAGUACGAGAAGGCCCUGAAGGCGUAUCAGGCCGAGGUGGAGAAGCUCCGAGCUGCCAACGAACGGUACGCACAGGAGGUGGCCGACCUCAAGGACAAGGUCCAGCAGGCCACCAGCGAGAACAUGGGACUCAUGGACAACUGGAAAUCCAAGCUGGACUCGCUGGCCUCCGACCACCAGAAGUCCCUGGAGGACCUCAAGGCCACACUCAACUCGGGCCCCGGGGCGCAGCAGAAGGAGCUCGGGGAGCUGAAGGCGGUGAUGGAGGGGAUCAAGAUGGAGCACCAGCUGGAGCUGGGCAACCUGCGGGCCAAGCACGACCUGGAGACAGCCGUGCAUGUGAAGGAGAAGGAGGGCCUGCGCCAGCGGCUACAGGAGGCCCAGGAGGAGCUGGCYGGGCUGCAGCAGCACUGGCGGGCGCAGCUGGAGGCACAGGCCAGCCAGCACCGGCUGGAGCUGCAGGAGGCGCAGGACCAGUGCCGCGAUGCCCAGCUGCGCGUGCAGGAGCUGGAGAGGCUGGACGCCGAGUACCGCGGGCAGGCGCAGGCCAUCGAGUUCCUCAAGGAGCAGAUCUCCCUGGCCGAGAAGAAGAUGCUGGACCACGAGCUGCUGCAGCGGGCAGAGGCGCAGAGCAAGCAGGAGGCGGAACGGCUUCGGGAGAAGCUGCUGGUGGCUGAGAACCGGCUGCAGGCCGUGGAGUCCCUGUGCGCGGCCCAGCACACCCACAUGAUCGAGUCCAGUGACCUUUCAGAGGAGAAAAUCCGGAUGAAGGAGAUCGUGGAGGGCCUGCAGGACAAGCUGAACAAGAGGGACAAAGAAGUGGCAGCCUUGACGUCCCAGACCGAGGUGCUCAGGGCCCAAGUAAGUGCACUGGAGAGCAAGUGUAAGUCGGGGGAGAAGAAGAUGGAUGCAGUCCUGAAGGAGAAGCGGCGUCUGGAGGCSGAGCUGGAGGCCCUGUCCCGGAAGACCCACGACGCCUCGGGCCAGCUGGUCCUCAUCAGCCAGGAGCUUCUGCGCAAGGAGCGGAGCCUGAACGAGCUGCGGGUGCUGCUGCUGGAGGCCAGCCGCCACUCCCCGGGGCCCGAGAGGGACCUGAGCCGUGAGGUGCACAAGGCUGAGUGGCGGAUCAAGGAGCAGAAACUCAAGGAGGACAUCCGGGGCCUUCGUGAGAAGCUAACCGGGCUGGACAAGGACAAGGCGCUGUCGGAGCAGAGGCGCUACUCGCUCAUUGACCCCGCCUCAGCGCCCGAGCUGCUGCGGCUGCAGCACCAGCUUGUGAGCACGGAGGACGCGCUGCGGGACGCGCUGGACCAGGCCCAGCAGGUGGAGAAGCUGAUGGAGGCCAUGAGGAGCUGCCCCGAGAAGGCGCAGACCCUCAGCAAUUCCGGUUCUGCCAACGGCCUCCAUCAGCAGGAUAAAGGCCAGAAACCAGAGGACAAGCACUGACACUGAGGGACACGGUGGAGCAGCCCAGUGUACGCCAGAGCCCUGCCAGGCUGCAGGGUGGCAUCCCCUCCCGGCAGGGUCAGGACUGUCAACGUGGAGACAAGACAGUGUUUGUACCAAUGCCAGACUCACCGCCGUGGACAAUCCCCCGCCCGAACCCCGCUGGGCCUGGAGGCUCCUCCAGCUGGCCUUCCGUGGAGUGGCACUGCCCGGCRGCGUCUGGAGGUGUUUAGGAGGCCCUCCCCGCAGGGCGAGCUUGCCUAAGGCCCCUCUGGGUGCCCUGGGUGCUUCCUGCCCUUUUCCCGGGGCCAGAGCAGGGCCCAACUUCCCCUUGAGGGCACCGAGGAGGGACACCUGGUCUCCAGGAGCCGGCGCAGGACCCUUUUCUGCCCCCUUCUAGGCCAAGGCUGGACCUGGGGCUUCUUGUCCCUACGCGCAGCGCCGCCUUCACACAGUGGUACCAGUUCCCCCGCCUCUGCCCAGCAGGGUCCAGGUUCAAGGUGUUGGGGCAGGGUCCUUCCUCCCCAAGAAUCUCACCAACAUGUGCCCCCAGCUGCUGCCCACAGACGCUCAGCAAGGCCACCAGCUGCAGUAUUAGGAAUGCUUGGGGCCCCUCCACACCCACGGGGACCUCCUGUAAGCCGGGCCUGCCCUGACAGGGUCGGGAACACACGUCCCUGGCGCCCGGCUGUUUGGACCGGGCCUCCCGGAUGUGCCCUCUGCUCCCUGGAGCACACCACACUCCACCACGUGGCCUGGCGUUGUCAGCUGGCCACACUCGGCCAGCAGAGGCACAUGCCCGCGCUCCGGCAUGGCAGGGCCACGCCCGAGGGCACUCGCAUCCGCGGUCAGGGCCGUGUGUCCCUCGCAGGCGCCUCAGAGUGUGACGGCUGCCCCUUCAGCCUCCCGAGUCACCUGCUGCCCGGCCGUGCCYGCCCAGCCUGGCGACAGCCCCGGUGGCUGCUGCCCUGUGCCCAGCCCACGCRGAAGACAGCCCCUGCGCCCCCGCAAGCACACGGGUCCCGGCAGGGCCACCCCCGUUCUUGCCCCAAUGCAGCCCAGCCCGCAGGGCGAUGACCCGGCGUCCCCUCCCGGUGUCCCCUCCUGACGCUCCGCAGCUUCUCCGCGUAGCAGCGACAGCCGCCUUCAUGCGAUGCUUCUGGCUGAUCAGGGCCAACGCACCCGUCCUGCGAAACCAGGCAGCUCGGCCACAGCAGGGACCCAAGGGACCAGGGCCAGGGGCUGCAGGUAGCAGGUGUGAAAGAAGCGACCCCGGAGCCCCGGCC
Molecule: messenger RNA, 4745 nt
Organism: Urocitellus parryii (Arctic ground squirrel)
Lineage: Eukaryota; Metazoa; Chordata; Mammalia; Rodentia; Sciuridae
Gene: Clip2
Product: CAP-Gly domain containing linker protein 2
Biological process (GO): cytoplasmic microtubule organization
Cellular component (GO): microtubule plus-end; cell cortex; nucleus
Molecular function (GO): microtubule plus-end binding
Source: RefSeq, a predicted model, not a curated record